Larimichthys crocea (large yellow croaker) is the source of this 2273-nucleotide messenger RNA. It is a transcript of the gene fbxw8, whose product is annotated as F-box and WD repeat domain containing 8. NCBI's taxonomy places the organism in Eukaryota, Metazoa, Chordata, Actinopteri, Sciaenidae. The coding region runs from base 144 to 2096 and encodes 650 amino acids. The transcript is spliced from 11 exons. Gene Ontology annotation, molecular function: protein binding. The record is from RefSeq and is a predicted model, not a curated record.
UUCGGACUGUUUAUAGAGGAGGACAUGAGCUGAUUUGCAUGUCUUCCUUUUUCUGCUCUGCAAAACUAAAACAUCCACAAGACAAACUUUUCUAACAGUGUGAAGGUGCAGAGUUAUAUUUUUGUCAACGAUGAUUGUGAAAUAUGGCCGAGGACGAACUUGAUGCGUUCAGGAAGCGUUGGAAACAAGAGUUAACGAGUAAACAAGAGGAGCAGUGUUGUGUUUCAUCCCCUUCCUGUGAUUUCCCUGCUCGUUCAGGUCAGAAAGACUUUAAAAACAGGUAUUUUGAAGACCCAAAACAAAAUGUCAACAAGGCCAGUAGUGUCUCAAACCCAAAAGAGGAUGCAGGAGGAGGGAAAGCUGCAGCAGAGUCAGAGGAUCAGCCCCAGUAUGUGUCCAUUGCACGUAGUUUGUUGGAUGGGAGGACCAGUCCUCUGCUGGACAGGAUCCAGGAGGAGAGGACCAGGAGAAAGAGGCAGUAUCAUGACAGGAACAAUGUGUGCAGUGCAUCCCUGCAGCAGCCUCACAGGAAGGUCAAGAAAAAUGAAGAGCUGCUGGAUCAACUCAUUCAGGAUCUGAAUGAAGUCAACGACAUUCCCUUUUUUGAUAUCGAGUUGCCGUACGAGUUGGCCUUGAAGAUUUUCCAAUACCUCAACUGUACGGAGUUAGGCCGAUGUGCACAGGUGAGCAGGGCAUGGAGAGUCCUUGCAGAGGACGGCGUUCUGUGGUUCAAGAUGUGCACGAGAGAGGGUUAUCAUCAGGAUGCCAGCGUGUCUGACUCCCCCUGCUGGAAGAGCACACUGCGAGACUGCAGGAAUUCAGCCAAAACUGUGUGCUCCAACUGGAAGAACCGAGUGGGGUCCAUCAGCCAGCUGCAGUACGAGCUGGGGAAAGUGCUGUGUGAUGUCAGCUCCUGUGACAACUUUGUCUUGGCUGGGUACACGUCUGGUGAUGUGAGGCUGUGGGAUACGCUGCACUGGGACUCGACAUCCUCUUACCUGAAAGCUAACAGCCUGUCAGUUAACUCUGACCCCAGACCUUACGCUAGUCAUGUCCAGGUCAACAGCACAGUGGCUGCCGCUGCUUAUGAAGAUGGCUGCGUGGACAUUUGGAGCACAGAGACAGGUGGAGAGCCGAUCCAUCACUUCCAGAACCCAGGGAGGAUCCAGGUGCUGACCCUUAGCCCUGAUAGCCCUGUCCUGGCCUCAGCUGCCGGGCCUGACAUUCGCCUGGACCGUGCUGAUGAUCGAGGCUACUGGAGGACCCUCUGCCGUUCUCAGCUACCCAAGAUUGUAGAAAACCUGGUUUUGGUGCCUGGCAGGGCGGAGCUGUGCCCACUGGCGGCUCUGACAGCUGGAGAGAGCGUGUACCUGUUGGACCCUCGGGAAGAGGAGCCACAGACGCUCCACUCAGUCUACGGUCAUCCUGUGACCUGCCUCGAUGCCUCUGACUCCCAAGUUGCACUUGGAGUGAAGAGCACGGGCUGGGCCAUGCACGGUGGAGGAAACAAGAUCCACGUCUACAGCCUACAGACGGGCAAACCUGUGGUUUGUGUCGGCAACUCGCCAGGAGAUUUCACUUGCAUCAACCUGAGAGACAGCCCUCCUCAUCUGCUGGUGUGUGGAAACAAAGACAGGAGGGUGAGGGUGUUUGACCUAAGAGCCGGCUCUUCUGUGGCAUCCUUAUACGCCCACCACCUGGGUGUCACCUCAGUGCAGGCGAAUGACUGGAAGAUUGUGAGCGGCGGAGAAGAAGGACUGGUGUGCGUGUGGGAGAUGAGGAUGGGAGCGAAGCUGUGGGAGAUGCACAACAGGCAUCCUGUAAGGCAUGUACGCUUCAACACCAGCACACUAGUAACAGCCAACAUCCCUGAUGACAAGUCACCGCGGGGGGCCUGCAUCACAGACGAUGACCUUACAGCUCACCGCAGACACCGGGGAGUGAUCUGCCAUUAUGACUUCUCUGAGGACGCGUUGUCACAGGAUCACAUCCUGCCCAUCUGCAGGUCCGACUACACCGAGUCAUAUGGCUACAACUACAACAUUGGCCUGGCGGUGCCUUACGACAGGCUGUCUGGCUCCCAUCCAUCCCACUGAUAUGCAGUUCUCCAAACUACAGCUGGGAUUAAUGUGUAACUGAAUGCACAAUAGAAUCAAUUUAAUUCUCCAAACUGUAUUCUUUUAUUGUAUUAUUUGCCUUUUAUCAUCCCAGUCAAAUCAUACUUUUUAAUGUAUAUAUGUGUAACUGUGUUGCAUAGGUAUGUGAUGUACAAU